AUGGCCGAUUCGAAGAGGAAGCGCGGAGGAAAAGGUAACGCCACCGGGGCGAAGAAGGAUGACAGCGCCCGCUUCGCCGCCGAUGAUGCCAGAUGGGGCCGUGGCGGCAAGGGCGAAGGGCGAGGCGGCAAGGUUCGUCUGGACUCCCGAUUCGCGGACCUCUUCACCAAUCCCGAUUUUGCAGAGACUUUCGAGUUGGACCCGCUGGGCCGGCCCGUGAAGGCCGAGGAGUCCACCGCGCAACGGCUGCGCCGGGUGUACGAGCUCGACCCCGACGUCCUCGAAAAGGCCAACGAGGCCCAGCAGCAGCAGCAGCGGCAAGAGGGAGAGGCAGAAGUGGAAGUAGAGGAGCACGCCACGACCGAGGCCGACGCGGAGGUGGUGCACGACGAAGAGGAGGAGCCGAAGCUGCCAAAGAAGAAGGUGGCAGCCAAGAAGGCCGCAGCGGCCGCCAAGACGGCGACGCAGAAGAAAACGAAGAAGAAGAAGGCCGCCGCCGCCGCCGAGCCCGAGGCAGCGGAGAAGGAGGAGGAGGGGGAGGAGGAGGGGGAGGAGACGCGUCGGCUGGCGGUGUGCAAGUGCGACUGGGACAAGGUGCGGGCGGUGGACAUCCUGGUCCUGCUCCAGUCGUUCGUGCCGGCCACGGGCGCCAUCCUGGGCGUCACGGUCUACCCGUCGCGCCUCGGCCAGCAGCGCCUCGACGAGGAGGCCAAGCACGGCCCGCAGAGCAUCUUCCGCCAAAAGGGCAGCAGCAGCCACCACCACCACUACAACAACAACAGGCGCCCGCGCGGCGCCCAAUCCGGCGACAUCGACGAGGAGAAGCUCCGCCAAUACGAGCUGGAGAAGCUGGACUACUACUACGCGGUGGUGGAGUGCGACUCGCCGGCGACGGCCGGGGAGAUCUACAAGGCCUGCGACGGCCUCGAGUUCGAGCGGUCGAGCAACGUGCUCGACCUCUCCUUCAUCCCCGACGACGUCACCUUCGACCUCCCGCCUCGCGAGUCGGCGCGGGAGAUUCCGUCGAACUACGAGGCGCCCACGUACUACACAUCGGCCCUCCAGCACUCCAAGGUGGAGCUCACGUGGGACGCCGACGACACCCACCGGCGCCGCGUCAUGCAAAAGGCCAAGCUGUCGGCGGAGGAGCUGAAGAUGUCGGACUUCAAGGCCUACCUGGCGUCGGAUUCGGACGAGUCCGACCUGGACGACGACGAGGACGAGGGCGAGCCCCAGUUCGUGUUCGAGCUCGAGACGCCCGCCGGCGUCGAAGAGACCGCCGCCGCCGCGCAGAAGAAGAAGAGCAAGAAGAAGAGCGACGAGAAGAUCGACCCCAAGCGGCGCGACAAGUACCGCGCCCUCCUGGGCGCCCUCGACCAGGACGAGGAGGAGCAGCAGGACAUGGAGAUCACGUUCGUGCCGGGCCUGAGCGAGAAGGUGCAGGGCCUGCUCGACGCCAAGGACAACCCCGACGCCCUCAAGCGGAAGCGGAAGCGCGAGCCCGCCCCCAAGACCCUCGAGAGCGACGAGGAUUCGGACUUCUUUGAGGGCGCGGGCGAGUUCGACGGCGACCGCCAUUCGGAGGACGAGGAGGCCGAGCGGCGGAAGCGGGGCGGCAACAAAAAGAAGGCGCGCGGCGGGAAGAAGACGGAGGAGGAGCGCAGGCAGGAGGCCGAGCUGGCCCUGCUCACCCUCGACGAGGACAUCCACAGGGCCGCCCACAAGCGGACCGCCGACGACGCCACCGGCGGCAAGCCCAAGGGCCGCAGCGCGCGCCGGGCCAAGGCCCGGGAGGAGGCCAAGGCCGCCGCCGACCUCGACCUCAAGGACCCGCGAUUCCGCGAGCUCGUCACCUCACCCGAGUUUGCCAUCGAUCCCACCAGGAUCAAGAAGAACAGCGAGACCGUCAACAAGAUCCUCGUGGAGCGAUCGCGCGUGCGGGCCGAAGCCGGUGGUGCGGCCUCGUCGGAGGCGAAGACGGUCGCCGGCGGCAACAGUAAGGGUCCGUUCAGCGAUUCCUCGCUCAGCGACCUCGUUUCCUCGGUCAAGGUCAAGGGACUCGGGCCGGCCAAGGGCCGCAAGGGCCGCGCGGCGACCACCACCACGACCGUCACCGCCACCGCCACCAAACGAAGCAAGUAA
Acanthamoeba castellanii str. Neff is the source of this 2142-nucleotide messenger RNA. RefSeq lists its product as uncharacterized. NCBI's taxonomy places the organism in Eukaryota, Discosea, Longamoebia, Acanthamoebidae. Gene Ontology annotation, cellular component: nucleus. Gene Ontology annotation, biological process: rRNA processing. The record is from RefSeq and is a predicted model, not a curated record. Gene Ontology annotation, molecular function: RNA binding. The transcript has 8 exons. The coding region runs from base 1 to 2142 and encodes 713 amino acids.